AUGGCCUCACACAGCAACAGUGUUUCUAGUGAUGAUUCUGACGUGCCACUCGCAGAAAUUUUAACAAAACGCCCUAGGAUUGCACGAGGAAACCUUUCUGAAUAUUCUUCAGACAGUUCAGAUGAAAUCAUACCUUUUCAUUGCCUUUCCACACGCAGCACUCGCAUUUUAUCCAGUAGUGAAGACGAAGAUACUGAACCUUCUAUAAACAAUAUGACUACUUCGCAUAUAGAUUGGGCUGAUCCCAUCGGAAACCAACCGCGCCUUACGCCUUUCGUUGGUACACCUGGUUUCAAAACAUGCAAUCAAACUUACGAAAAACCGGAAGAUAUUUAUUUUUUGUUUAUGAGUGAUGAAUUCUUCGAUCUUGUCGUUUCAGAAACGAAUCGGUAUGCGCAACAAUGUCUAUCUAAACAAACAUCGUAUCGAUUAGAUGAAUGGAUAGCAACAGACAAAAACGAGAUAAAACGGUUUUUUGGACUUAUUAUGUGGAUGGGAAUUGUAAAGCUUCCAGAAAUAAGUUUGUAUUGGUCUAAAGAUCCAGCAUAUUCGCAGACUCUUCCACCUUCAAUAAUGUCAAGAAAUCGGUUUGAACUUUUGCUACGAAUGUUGCAUUUUAACAACAAUGACAAGGAAAAU
Molecule: messenger RNA, 639 nt
Organism: Habropoda laboriosa
Lineage: Eukaryota; Metazoa; Arthropoda; Insecta; Hymenoptera; Apidae
Product: piggyBac transposable element-derived protein 4-like
Exons: 1
Source: RefSeq, a predicted model, not a curated record